Messenger RNA from Dreissena polymorpha, 599 nucleotides. RefSeq names its product cerebellin-3-like. The transcript is spliced from 2 exons. The record is from RefSeq and is a predicted model, not a curated record. The coding region runs from base 27 to 578 and encodes 183 amino acids. Gene Ontology annotation, molecular function: protein binding. Lineage: Eukaryota; Metazoa; Mollusca; Bivalvia; Myida; Dreissenidae.
UGGCGGAUCAGAGCAAUUGGAUAGAAAUGCUCCAAAAGACCACAGACGAACUUGCGAAACAGAACCUUAUCAAUAACGACCAUGCAAAGAAAGUCGACAACAUCAUUUCAGAAUCAAAUCUUAUGAACAGUCAAGAACCGUUACAUGCGACAAAGUCCAAACGCCAAGAAUCAUCUUUUCCUGUUGUUGCGUUUACAGCUGUCAAGACAGAUAUUCAAAAUAAUGUCGGCGUUAACCAGAAUAUCUUCUUUGACAACAUUGUCCUAAAUGAAGGAGGAGGAUUUCAUCCACAACACGGCUUAUUUAUUGCUCCCGCAAGAGGAAUCUACUUUUUCACAGCCACCGUUCUUCAUCCGCCCCAAGCCAACAUAUACCUUCAUGCUGCGAUUACCCACAAUGGCCAAGAUGUAGCCCUAUUGCACUCCGCUGCAAACAUCUGGGAUCAAGGGACACAAACCGUAAUUCUGAAAAUCGAGCCAGGAGACGAAAUCUGGGUCAGAAAUGUUCACUAUGGAGGCGAAAUUGUUAAUGGCUGGUCCUACACAACAUUUUCUAGCAAUCUUGUCAAUGCCCUUUGAAUAAAUAUUUCAUAAAUGUAA